Molecule: messenger RNA, 282 nt
Organism: Penicillium soppii
Lineage: Eukaryota; Fungi; Ascomycota; Eurotiomycetes; Eurotiales; Aspergillaceae
Exons: 2
Coding region: 1-282 (93 amino acids)
Source: RefSeq, a predicted model, not a curated record
AUGCCGCCUUACCUUCCUUCAGGAGAAGUAACUUAUCAUAACACCCAGGAAGAUCAGAUAGAACGCGAUAAGAUUGAAGAUUGGGAAGAACUGAUUUGCGAUGGCGAAGCGGGAUGGGGCUGGCCGAACUUACCGACUGAAGAACAUUUCCAUCGACUUCUCAUAUCGCUCGGCUAUGCGGCCCAACGCAUGCCCCGUUUACAGAACCUGAAACUUGACGUGGUACACCAUCAGCCGUUUGCCGUCUCGCUUCAGAACAAGGACCAGAUCGCCCUAGAAUAG